CACACCAGAUGCCCAGGAACCCAGUUCCUGUGCUCCCGCAUGCCGGCAGGCAAUGGGCGGGACGUUCCCUCGCCCGGCCAUUUGGGAAUACGUACCGACUGGAAGUACCGCUGGUGCCGAAAGAGAUCUGUCUAUCAUUGUGCUCUGCGCGAUCGAACGCUGGUCCGAUUGAUCUCUUUUAGUGUCAUCGGAUGCAAGGGCCUACUCUCGAGCCAAAGUUAGUUGUGCCGUCAAUACUGGCCGGCUGCGGACGCCACAAAUGUCGUAUGUGGAACAUGGCAUUUAUCACUCGUGAUGCCCGUCUACUUCUGUCUGUAACAAUACGGCCGUUGCGUUUCACAACCCUCAUUGAACCGCUCUGAGAGAAUGCCAACAACUAGAUUCGCUCCUGUUCUCGCCUUUCUUCAUACGAUAACUAAACAUGGGAGCCAUUAUUCCCAGCUCUGAGAGGUAUCCCAUGGCCUCAGACCCCGUACUGACGAUGGGCGCCUCUGCCCAGCACGCCUUUACUACGGAGUCCUAUCCGAACGAUCCGUAUGCCUAUCAAGUUGGAUUUGGGAACAGAUUCUCUUCUGAAGCCAUCCCCGGGACUCUGCCUCGAUCAUGUAAUGUACCGCAGAAAGUGAAGUACAACCUCUAUUCCGAGCAGCUCAACGGUUCGACCUUCGUUGCCUCUCGAACCGACAUUCAAAAUGCUUGGUUUUACCGCGUAUUCCCAUCUGUAGCCCACGGAGAUAUCACAAAGAUGCCACGAAACCCAGAUAUCGAGUCAAGAUUCACAUCUGGGAAUGAGAAUGUUGAGUUUGUUCCCGGAGGACUCUGCUGGAGAGCAUUCCCCGUGCCGAAGGCAGGCGAUCCGACCAUCGACUUCGUCCAGGGGCUCAAGACGAUAGUUGGAAACGGCGAAUCAACAACCAAAGACGGCUUGGCUGUACACGUGUACGCCGCAAACUCUUCGAUGAAGAAACGCGCAUUCUGCAGCAAUGACGGCGACAUGCUGUUCGUGCCUCAGACUGGCAGGCUGGACAUCCAGACAGAAUUCGGGAGAAUGAUGGUACGGCCUGGCGAGCUGGCGGUGAUCCAGAGUGGCAUCCGCUUCAAGGUCGGGUUGCCGGAUGGUCCGGCCCGGGGUUACAUCCAAGAGAUAUUCGGGAGCCGGUACGAGCUGCCAGAACUAGGACCGCUCGGAAGCAACGGGAUGGCUUUGCCUCGCGAUUUCGAGUUCCCCGUCGCCUCCUUUGACAUGGAUACGUCAGAGUGGGAGAUCGUGUAUAAACUGGCUGGCAAGCUGUGGUCCUGCAAACAGAAUCACACGCCCUUUGACGUGGUUGCAUGGGAUGGCAACUACGUGCCUUUCAAGUAUGCCGCCGAAAAGUUCGUCAACGCCGCCUUUGCGGACAAGGACCAAGCCGACCCUAGUUUGUACACCGUCUUGACGGCGAAGUCCAAGAUGCCCGGGGUACCCGCAACGGAUGUCAUGUUCUUCACGCCAAAGUGGUCUUCGGCGACGAAUACCUUUCGACCUCCCUAUUACCAUAGAAACAUGUCGACGGAGGUGGUGGGAAUCGUAUACGGCGAUUACAAGGGCACCAGUCGCAACUUGGAAGCUGGUGGCCUGAGUUUUCAAUCGAGCUUCAUGCCUCACGGAGAAACACAUGAGGCGUUUGUGCAGGCGACCACCAACGAACUGAAGGCCCAACGCGUGGGAGAAGGAUACCUCGGUUUCAUGUUCCAGAUCAGUACUCACUGCGCAGUGACACAAUACGCCUUGGAAAGAACCGGAUUGCUGGAAGUACCGCCGGCAUCUCUCUGGGACUCGAUGCAAGGUCACUUUCUCGAGCACGCCGAAGAAGUGAAUAGCGACUUGCGAAGACGAGGACUGCCGACCCUCGGGGCUACCCUGGGCCAUUGA
This is a messenger RNA of Colletotrichum phormii, 1912 nucleotides long. RefSeq names its product homogentisate 1,2-dioxygenase. Gene Ontology annotation, cellular component: cytoplasm. Gene Ontology annotation, biological process: L-phenylalanine catabolic process. NCBI's taxonomy places the organism in Eukaryota, Fungi, Ascomycota, Sordariomycetes, Glomerellales, Glomerellaceae. Bases 422 to 1912 code for a protein of 496 amino acids. The transcript has 11 exons. The record is from RefSeq and is a predicted model, not a curated record. Gene Ontology annotation, molecular function: homogentisate 1,2-dioxygenase activity.